AACCUUCAAAAAGUGAUAGGCGGAAACGUCAUAAUUGUCAAAACCGUGUUUGAAACGUUCAAAAAAAGUGAAUUAUUUACAAUCAAGAGUUAAUUGAAGGUAGUUAAAUUAUUGUACAAGUGUUUUUUUGUGUAAAGUUACAGACAUAUCAUGGCUCAGAACGCACCUUUAAUUUUGCGGCUGUUAGCGUCUUCAGUGACGGCAGCCAAUAGAGCAGGAAAAAUUAUCCGAGAUAUUAUGACUAGAGGAGAUUUAGGAAUCGUUGAUAAAGGCAUCAACGAUCUUCAAACAGAAGCAGAUCGGUCUGCACAACGUUGUAUAGUAGCUUCAUUGUGUCAGCAAUAUCCAGAUUUGACUAUAAUAGGUGAAGAAGAAACUAACAACCAUGAAGUUCCAAGUGACUGGAUUGUAACAGAUUAUGAUAAAUUAGUACUGACGAAAGAAUGCCCUCAGGAAUAUGAAAACAUCAAAAAAGAAGAUAUUGUGGUUUGGGUAGAUCCUCUAGAUGGUACAUCUGAAUAUACACAAGGAUUGUUGGAACAUGUAACUGUAUUAGUAGGACUAGCAGUGAAAGGUAGGCCCAUUGCUGGCGUCAUUCAUCAGCCAUACUAUAAUUACAAAAGUGGAAAUAUAUUAGGCCGAACAAUAUGGGGAUUGGUAGGAGUAGGUGUUGGCGGUUUUGAUCCUCAAAACGCACCUUCAGAUAAAUUCAUUGCAACCACCACAAGAUCACAUUCUGAUGGCACAGUUCAGAAGGCCUUAGAAGCAUUGAAUCCCGAUGAAAUUAUUAGAGUGGGAGGUGCUGGGAACAAAGUGCUGCUACUAAUUGAAGGCAAAGCCCAUGCCUAUGUAUUUGCUAGUAAAGGUUGUAAGAAGUGGGACACGUGUGCCCCAGAAGCUGUGUUGUUGGCUACAGGUGGACAGUUAACAGAUAUGCAUGGAUCCCUAUAUUAUUAUGGAAAAGACGUAGCGUGUCCCAAUGUAGGAGGUGUAUUUGCCACAACAAGAGGUAUCAAUCAUGAAGUUUUACUAUCAAAAAUACCACAAGAAGUCAAGGAUAAACUGAAAUGAUUUUUCUAUUUUAAAACUGCGUUUCCAACUCUUUGAUGUACAUGUUACUAAGUCAGUUCCAGAGUAGGCAGCUGUUAACAUUUUAUACACCUUUUUUACAUAAAAUACGUGAAUUCAGUUAUAAAUCAAGUUUAUUUUUACAAAAAACUACAGGGUGCAUUGAUACAGCAUUUAUUAUAUGUGAACUGAAUUCAUAAUAUUUUGAAGUGGUUCACAUCAUUCCAGUGAUUUGUUUUAUACAGAAAUGUGUUAGCGUUAGCAAUUUUAGAAAUUGAUUAAUUAUUUGUUAUUUAUGUCACACUCUGUUGAAAUUAGUUGAACAUGUUAAAGAAUGCAAUAAAUGUUUUAAUAAAAGUUAGUAAAUUUUA
Molecule: messenger RNA, 1439 nt
Organism: Zophobas morio
Lineage: Eukaryota; Metazoa; Arthropoda; Insecta; Coleoptera; Tenebrionidae
Product: 3'(2'),5'-bisphosphate nucleotidase 1
Exons: 6
Coding region: 151-1071 (306 amino acids)
Biological process (GO): phosphatidylinositol phosphate biosynthetic process
Molecular function (GO): 3'(2'),5'-bisphosphate nucleotidase activity
Source: RefSeq, a predicted model, not a curated record